Messenger RNA from Daucus carota subsp. sativus, 552 nucleotides. Its product is annotated as non-specific lipid-transfer protein 2. The transcript has a single exon. The record is from RefSeq and is a predicted model, not a curated record. Gene Ontology annotation, biological process: lipid transport. Bases 79 to 378 code for a protein of 99 amino acids. Lineage: Eukaryota; Viridiplantae; Streptophyta; Magnoliopsida; Apiales; Apiaceae.
GCACAAUUUAGUUCCACAAUCGAAAUUCUCGAAAUAUUCACUUCUCUCUUUUCUCGCCUCACCCGCACAGUAUUCACAAUGAAGAACGGAGGAUACAACAUGCAAAGUGUUGCACUAGCGGCGGUAGCUAUGAUGGUGGUGCUGAUGGUGGCGGAAGUGCAUGUGACGGAAGCCGUGACAUGCUCUGCAAUACAGCUCUCACCGUGCCUUGAGGCGAUCACGAAAUCGAAAGCACCGUCGGCUGCCUGCUGCAGCAAGCUGAGGGAGCAGAAGCCCUGCCUUUGUGGCUACGUGAAAGACCCUAACCUCAAGAAGUAUGUCAACUCUCCUGGCGCCAGAAAGGCGGCCAGUGCUUGCGGUGUUACUGUCAGAUGUUAAGUUGAUUAAGUUCAACCUAGUACUACUAUGUAUGUGUAAGAAAUAAAUGUAGUCCUGUUAAUUAGGACGACCAGCUGCACUUUGUUUUCAUAAAUCAUAUUGUAAUGAAAAAGCUACUCUUUAUAAUGUGAUGAGAGUUGGUGGCUGGCUCAAAUAAAACGUUAUGUUCAGAUC